Drosophila willistoni is the source of this 2691-nucleotide messenger RNA. RefSeq names its product neprilysin-1. Gene Ontology annotation, biological process: protein processing. NCBI's taxonomy places the organism in Eukaryota, Metazoa, Arthropoda, Insecta, Diptera, Drosophilidae. Gene Ontology annotation, molecular function: metalloendopeptidase activity. Bases 25 to 2154 code for a protein of 709 amino acids. The transcript has a single exon. Gene Ontology annotation, cellular component: plasma membrane. The record is from RefSeq and is a predicted model, not a curated record.
AGGCAAGAAAUUACAAGCGAGAAGAUGCAAGCGCAUCAAUUUAAUUUUUUUGCCAACAUAUUGUGCAUAUUGAUCCUGGCCCCGUAUGUCAUGAUGGCUGCCUUGGAUUCGGAUGCAAACUCUGAUUUCACUCUGAAUCCAACAAUUCCUCUUCACAGAGUUAUAAUGGAACGUGCCAAAGCGGCGGAGAUAAAGAGCUACAUGAACGAGUCAGCCGAUCCGUGCUCCGAUUUCUAUCAAUUUGCAUGUGGUAAUUAUGCACGGAUUAAUUCAGCGGACGCACAGGAAGUAGCCAGUACAGGACUUUUCGAGCAACUAACGAAGGCGCUUAAUCAUAAACUAAUGUAUAUGUUAAAUAACAAAGAAGAGGAUCGCCACGAUACACCAGAGGAUAAGCAAGUGAAAAUAUUUUAUGAGUCAUGCAAACGACUUGAACUUGGACCCAAUUACGAGGCAAAGCUUAGAGAGUUGAUAUCAGAGUUUGGUGCGAUGCCCGUGCUGGAGGGUGAUGCAUGGCAAGAGUCACAUUUUAAUUGGUUGGAAACGAGCGCCCGUGUAUAUUAUCGCUACGGUGUGACCGCGAUCCUAGCAAUAGAAAUAACAAAGGAUAUUGCAGAAAAUCAAAUAAAUAGAGCAUACAUAGGACAACAGGAUUUCUUAUUGGAAUCGCGAAGCAUGUACCUGGACGAACAGAAUGAGGUUUAUCGCAAAAUCUAUCGAAAUAAGAUUCAAAAUAAUUUAGAAAAAUUUCUUAGUGUCAAGUCGUCGUUGGCCAAGAAAACAGCUCAAGAAAUUAUGGAUUUUGAAGUGGAAUUGGCACAGGGACUCAUGGACGAGAAAGAAGGUCUAGACAUAACCCAAACGACCGAGUUAUUAACGGUUCCCGAGAUACAUAAACGCUAUGCUCCAGUCAUUGAUGUAGAGCGCUUCUUUUACAUAAGUUUGGGUGAGAAUGUAACGGAUCCUGUCUACGAAUUCAACAGACGGUAUCAGGAAAAUCUUCUUAAGGUUAUACCACGUACAAAUGCUAGUACAUUGGCCAAUUAUAUAUUCUAUCGACUGGUCAGUGAUUUUGCCGAAGUUCCACCGGAAUCAGAGAAAAAGAGACGGGAGUCCUGCAUCGAUCUAACCAAGAAGACUUUCGCCAAAAAUUUAGAUAACAUGGUAUAUCGUCGUUAUGUUAACACAAAUGAAACAUCUAACGAAAUCGAACUGCUUUGGCAUCAACUAAAGGCCACUUUUAAUCGUACUUUAAGUUUCAGCCCAUUGCUUAACUGGAUAAAGCCGGAAACCCGCCAACUGGCCAUUCAGAAACUGGCAGCCUUGACACUUGAGAUUAACUCCUAUACCGAGACUGAUUUCGCUGCAGAGCUGGACAAUCUGCAGCUGACCGUGGAUGACUAUGUUGAGAAUAUGCGACAGACUCGUCUCUUGUCGAUGCGACAAGUGCGAGAAGAGAUGCAUCAGCCUGCCAAGCCUAUAGAGGAUGGCCAAUUAUUAAGCUACACUCCAGCCAAUAUACUCGUAGAGAACAUCAUCAAGGUGCCAGUUGCCAUACUGCAACCCUAUCAACUAUGGAGCGAAGUGUAUCCCAAUGCCAUCCUAUAUGGAACCUUGGCCUCGCUUAUUGCCCAUGAAAUUAUGCAUACCUUCGACGAUAUGGGACGCAAGUUUGAUCUCCAUGGCAACGCACAUGAUUGGUGGGACGAAAAGUCAAGUGAGAAUUUCCUGGAACGCCAAAAGUGCUUCACCGCCCAAUAUGCCAGAUAUGUGUACAACAACAUUCGCCUGAAGGAAUCUACAUCCCAGUCGGAGAACAUUGCAGACAACGGAGGUGUCCGUCUGGCCUAUGCUGCCUAUCGCAAUUGGUACAAUGCCGCACUUGCGAAUCCUCAAACUCUAAAGCAGUUGGCCAAGGAGAAGCUACCAGGUCUAAACUACACUGGCAAUCAAUUGUUCUUUAUUAGCUAUGCUCAAAUCUGGUGCAGCGAUACACAUUCUCGUCUCCGGCAAAUACAAUUGGCCACAGAUGAUCAUGUGCCAGGCAAGUUUCGAGUAAUUGGUCCACUUUCCAAUUUCGAAGAAUUCGCCAAAGAGUUCCAAUGUCCAUCUGGCUCACGCAUGAAUCCGAGUAAGAAAUGUAAAAUUUAUUAACUUUUUGAUCAUUUGGAUCAAAUAAAAGUUUAAAGAGUUUGGUCUAUGGAUAGAUCAUCCUUCACUACAGUUUAUUCAGUUCGAACUUCGAACAAUUUUUUAAAUAUAUUUUUAGCAGAAUGAAUUUUUUAAUGAAGUCAACCACAUACAUGUUAGGACAUUAGUUUAAUUAUUUCCUCAUAAAUGCAGAUUCAUAUUUAUCAACUAUUUGUAGAAUAAUCUUUAAUGUAUUGCGAAAGAACUUCAUGUUUCAUCAUUGAUUUAUUAGAAUUUCCCACAAAAUUUUUACGUUUUCAAACAAAUAAAUUAAUUUUAUCAUCAUAUAUUAGAUUGAGAUUAACUAAAAAUCCAUUUAAAAAUGUUCAGUGUAUUUAGAACAACCCACCCAACUAACCAUAACCAUAAACUCAAGCGAGACAGGUGCAUUAGAAAUAAAACGCCGACCUAAUCUAUUUAUGUCGCCUGCACUUGGCUUUGACCGUGAUUGUUACGACUCAACGGCCUAUUCGAUCGAUAAAUGAGCAACUAAGAAUGGAA